AUGGUGCUCGGGCUCGUCCGUGCUGGACGCUUCGAUACAGUGUAUGCAGUCGCGCUUCUUCUGGUGAACUGCGUGAUGCAGAUCAUGUUUGCUUUGAUUCUGCUGGAUGAUGGCUUCAUGGGUGAGGAGUUUGAUAAACAGAAGAUUAAUGCCCAAAUCUGGCGGACCAGUGUGGCACAUGACUACAAGUACAUGGACCUAGCAGAAACUAGCCUGGUGACGCGGGUCUGUAGUGGGGAUGGAGCGCUCAUCCUUUCUACGACCCAGGCGUCGUUGGUGGAGCAGAUCAACAUGUACCUGAGGCUAAGCACAGACCAGCUGGUGCAGACGGAUUUUGGACCUGGCACCCUCCUGUGCAUGCUGUGCAUCCUUCUGUGGAGCCUUUGUGUCUACAAGGAGUUCCGAAAUAUUUGGCUGGCUCUGGCUGGUGCUGUCAACCUGCCGAAGUCGCGGCACACCGUGUUCACGGAAGGUAACUUCGAACAAAUAUCUUGGGGACGACUCAGCGUCUUUCUGGCUACCAACUUUACUCGGGUGGCAGUCGCGAGCGUUCUGCUGGUUGCAGGCAUCAUGUGGUUGGCUCGGACCACUUCCAUCUCAGAGCUAAUGCUGAAUGCCGUUGCUCUCAAUGCCAUCCUGGACGUUGAUGAGUUUCUUUUCAAUGGCCUGACGCCCAUGAAGUUUCAGCAUGCGAUCCAGAGCCUGUCCCCAAUGUCCAUCAAGUACAGCAGGCGGCGCAGCGAAUGGGAGUCGAGCAUUCAAGCACUCCUCCUGAUUCUCACCAUCAUUGUGCCAUACAUGUUUUUGGUCAAGCCGUUUGGUCAAACCAUGGUGGAGGUAAAGAACCUCAUGUGCGGCGGCAACCAGAGCUUUGUCAUCCACCACAACCCUGACACCCAGAUGACCAAUGGUCUCAUUACGCGCGACGGCCGUGGUGCCUCUGAGAUAUGUACUUGGGAAGUUGGGCAGGGUCUUAGGCUUGGGGUUUUGGGGUUGAAGGGUGAGCUAACCCUUCAAGCUAUGGGAUUGUCCAAUGCUGUCGUUGCAAAGCAUUGCCUCAUGCGUCUUGCAGGAUUCCACGAGACCAGGGUCUUGAAACAGGAACGUUCAGUUUGCUAA
This is a messenger RNA of Symbiodinium pilosum, 1119 nucleotides long. The record is from the annotation of a GenBank genome assembly. Lineage: Eukaryota; Dinophyceae; Suessiales; Symbiodiniaceae.